CAUACACAGAGUGUUUCGCUUCCGAGAAAGGACGCCUGAGCUGGGCUCUCGAAAUUUUCCGGAUCAGUUUUACGAGGAGUGCAAUCAUAAACAAACAGUGGUUGAAGAAACGGAACGCGGGAUAUCAGAGAUCAAAGCGGUUUGUUGCAGCAGCGUUAGCGAUGGGCCCGACCAAAAUCACUCCAGAGGAUCAGACGUUCAAUAUAAACUUUGUGGGAGAAGUGAAGAAACAUCCGUGCCUGUUCGACAGCGGGAAUCCGGACUACAAGCAGCAGGUGCUACAGGACCGAGCCUGGUUGGAGGUAUCGAACAUAGUCGGAGAGAGUGCAGAGACAUGCAAGAAGCGUUGGCGCAAUUUGCGGUGCUGCAUGACCCGCUACCAAAAAUCGGUACGUGACAGCAGCGAUCAAGCAGCGAAUGCGCGGCGAAAACCAUACUAUCUGUACAAUCACAUGCAGUUCGUGCUGCCACAUCUGAAGGCACGGGAGGAAUCCAAUGUCUAUGAACCGGACGAACCCACAUGGGCGAAGGGCGAGAGCGAAUCAAUCAGCGACAGCAAACACGACGAUGAGGACAAUGAGCUGGAACCACACGAGCUCGAGGCGAUCGAUGUGCCGGAAGAAGACCAUAGUGAGCAUAUUAAGGAUAGUAUCUUGAAUUCUAUUAAGAUCGUACCGAUGGGGCAAGAACAGCAGACAGUUGGCGGGCAGGAGCAACAACAGGAUGCUCUGGAACCGAGCGAAUCCAGCUCUGCCAACCAGACGGCGUAUGAAAUCAUAGCAGCACCACCGCUCAAACAAUCUCGGCUGUCCAAUGCACACACCAGUGUUGAUUCUGUCAGUCCGGUCGCCGUAAGCCCGUUGCAAGCAACUGAUUCCAAACGAGACAUACUGGGGCAACGGCAAUAUUUUACACUAACGAGCACACCGAUCCAAUCCGCCAACAUCCCGAUAUCCUGCUACACCACUACACCGCUCUCGUCCCAGGCGCUCCAUCAGCCGCAGCAGCACCAGCAACCGACGAUUUCCCAGCCGCAGCUGCAAACGCCGCCACAUUUCACCAUCUUUCCGAACAACACACCGACGAUGGCCAACGAUGCGGAUCACAAUUUCUUCCAAAGUCUCGUACCCGACAUACAGACGAUGACGAUGGAACAGAAAAGAAAGCUCAAAAUUGGCAUCCUGCAACUGAUAGACAAAAUUCUUAAUACAUAAAAACCAUGACAUAGCCGACUGUCGUAGAAAAAUAAGGAAAUUUGUAUAAAUGGUUUUACAAAAAAACAACUCUUCGAUAAGGAACUGCUAGAAGAGCACCUCAAUCGAAGAAAUCUUGUGGCGCAAUAUAAUUAUUACCAUCGUAUGUAAUAAACAGUAACAGACAUGUAACAUUUUUAUUGAUGCAAUGAGCAAAAUUUUAGAAAAUCAGGACAGCAAGCUACGGAAAUAUGUUAGAAUAGUAGAUAAUGUUUGGGAUAAAACUUCCAUCAGAACUCAUUUCUCCCCCAGACACUAUGUGCUAUUCAUCGUAGCAAGAUCAAUGUAAAUUAUGUCGUAAAUCAUAAUUCAUUGUAAGCAUAAUU
Anopheles moucheti is the source of this 1579-nucleotide messenger RNA. RefSeq lists its product as uncharacterized. The transcript has a single exon. Gene Ontology annotation, biological process: regulation of transcription by RNA polymerase II. The coding region runs from base 162 to 1214 and encodes 350 amino acids. The record is from RefSeq and is a predicted model, not a curated record. NCBI's taxonomy places the organism in Eukaryota, Metazoa, Arthropoda, Insecta, Diptera, Culicidae. Gene Ontology annotation, molecular function: DNA binding. Gene Ontology annotation, cellular component: nucleus; transcription regulator complex.